Oikopleura dioica is the source of this 831-nucleotide messenger RNA. NCBI's taxonomy places the organism in Eukaryota, Metazoa, Chordata, Appendicularia, Copelata, Oikopleuridae. The record is from the annotation of a GenBank genome assembly.
AUGAGAAAGGAAGGCAUCGGUCUACUACUAGCUGGGGUUUUGGCGACUGAAUCAAAUGUAUGCAAACAGAGUCUUGCUGCGGAACAUAUUGCAAUAGACUCUCUCUAUCAACAUGAUGUCAAGUGCGGCGGCUCACUUGGCAAUCGAGGUCGCUUGGAGAGCCCGGCUUUACCCCAUCGAGAUGAGUACCCGAGUUUGUGCGACUGUACAUGGAUAAUUGGCAAAGACUUCAGCGGAGACUACGCGACGAUCAUUCUCAACUUUCUGCACUUUGAAAUUGACCAUUCUGCGGGUCAUUGUCCCGAAGAUUAUGUCGAAAUCUUCUCAUCAGGAGGCGACACACGCAUAAAAGCGCCAUUUUGUGGAGAUACUCUUCCUGAAAUUAUUGAAAGAAGAGCUCAAUUGCCUGUUAUUAUAAAAUUCAAAAGCGACGAAGCUGUUGAGCAUUCUAGCGGAUUCAAGCUUGAGUACUCUGUUGUCCCAGAUGAUUCAUCCUCGAGUCCUGUUGAAUUUGGGGAAAUAAGGACUGAAGAUCAACCAGCUCAGGAGAAAUCGUCAGCUCCGACUGUCGGGCUGGUAGCAUUCAUCGUCUACAAAAAGCGAAAACAAACAAAGGACCGCGGUAUGGAUGGAAUGGAAAUCCCAACACUCACACCAACAGAAAACGUUUACGAAGUUCUCGAUCAGACAGCUAGGGAUGAAUCCGUGCUUCUACGAACCGAAUCCCAGGAUAGCAUAGCGCAAGAGAAGAUAGCGGCGCAGAAUUCUACUCGAGCUUUGCCUGAUUUGCCCUCGACUUCGAAUGAAAAUCCUUACUCCGAAAACCCUUGA